CCGGAAGUAGCGACACAGCCAUGACAUGUCAUAGUAUGUGUAUGGUGACAAGAACGCUUGUUGAUGAUCUAGACGGGAAAGGAAAACAAUUAAAAGGGAAGACUGAUGUGCCGCAAAGACAACAACCUGAUGAAUAACUUUGUUAAGUGAAACUAACACGCCAGAAAACGCUGUUUUCUGACGUCGGCGUUAAGUGAACGAUGCCGAAACACAGCUACGUUUGGGGUUUUGUGCUGUGUUUUCUUUGCUUUGGAUGUUUCCCAGACGUCUCUGCCUGUAAACAAGAACCAGAAACCCCGGACUGGCGGAUGACUCUGAAAACUAUUCGGAAUGGAAUACACAAAAUCGAUACGUACCUGAAUGCCGCACUGGACUUGUUCGGUGGCGAUGACGGCCUCUGUCAUUACAGGUGUAGUGAUGGGUACAAGCCAGUGCCUCGUCCAGGGUACAAGCAGCCGCCGCCCAAUGGAUGCGGCUCUCCACUCUUUGGAUUUCAUUUUGAUAUAGGUAUACCAUCCAUGACUAAAUGCUGCAACCAACAUGACCGCUGCUAUGAUACCUGCGGCCGCGAGAAACACGAUUGCGACGAGCAGUUCCAGGACUGUCUGGAGACCAUUUGCAGGAAUGUUCAAAAAACUUUGGGGUUGGCUCAGAGUGUCCAAGCAUGCGAGUCAGCAGUAACCCUCCUUUUUGAUGCCGUCAUGCACUUGGGAUGUAAGCCAUACCUGGACAGUCAGCGGGACUCCUGCGUGUGCCAGUACGAAUUAAAGAGAGAACUGUGAUGCUUCUGUGGAAACAAACACUGUAUCAGGCACAUUAGGAAAUACAACUGUUCAAAGAAACAAUGCCAGCAAUAAAGUUUUCUUUUAAACGUGUAGAUUUUCUCAGGGAUAGAGCUUAUUCAGCUGGCACUGAUCUGUAAUAAUUUCCUCUCCUUUGAAACUUUCGAAAUGUGUGUAUGCAGAUUAAAAUGACCUGUUUCUAAAAUGGAUAAUUUAUUUCCCUAUGUAACAAAUUAUUUAUGCAUAUAGAGAACACUGUUUAAUAUUGCUUUCCACUGAAGAUAUAUUAUAUCUUUUUGGGGGG
Messenger RNA from Menidia menidia (Atlantic silverside), 1086 nucleotides. The record is from the annotation of a GenBank genome assembly. NCBI's taxonomy places the organism in Eukaryota, Metazoa, Chordata, Actinopteri, Atheriniformes, Atherinopsidae.